ACAUAAAAAACAGUAGUAAAAUGCUACAAUUUGGGCUUUGAAUAAAAUAUUAUCCUUGUUUUGUUCCUCCUCUUCCCCAUCAGAAACACAACAAAGAUCAAUCAAUCCUCCCACUCCAAUUUCUGCAAAUUCAAAACUCACUGAUUUAUUUCGCAUCUCUGGGUUUCCUCAGAUUGCUCCAACAUUACCGAUCUUCUUCAGAGCUCCUUCUCGUCUAGUGUGAACAACGUGAUAAUGGGUAGUAGCGAGGUGGACAAAUCUGGUGAAGAGAACGAACCCAAGACCCCUCCACCACCUUCUUCUGCUCCUGUUACUUCACAAGAACCUUCUUCUGCUGUGGCUACUCCUGAUUGGUCUGGUUUCCAGGCUUAUUCUCCUAUGCCGCCGCCUCAUGGUUAUGUAGCAUCAAGUCCCCAACCUCACCCUUAUAUGUGGGGUGUUCAGCAUAUGAUGCCUCCUUAUGGAACACCGCCUCAUCCAUAUGUGGCGAUGUAUCCCCCAGGUGGCAUGUACGCUCACCCUUCAUUACCUCCGGGAUCUUAUCCAUAUAGUCCCUAUGCAAUGCCUUCUCCUAAUGGAAUGGCUGAAGCUUCAGGAAAUACUGGAAGCGGUGUGGAAGGUGAUGGUAAACAAGCUGAGGCGAAGGAGAAGUUACCAAUCAAAAGAUCAAAAGGAAGCUUGGGAAGUUUGAAUAUGAUUAUAGGAAAGAAGAAUGAGGCUGGAAAAAACUCAGGAGCAUCAGCUAAUGGAGCUUGUUCUAAAAGUGCUGAGAGCGGUUCUGAUGGUACAAGUGAAGGAAGUGAUGCAAAUUCACAAAAUGACUCUGGAUCUAGACACAACGGGAAGGAUGGUGAAACAGCUUCAGAUUCUGCUCAGGGACCACCUCGUAAUGGAAGUAAUCAACCGGUGAACCAAAUUGUCCCAGUCACGCCAGUGUCGGCUACAGGUGUCCCAGCUCCACCAACAAAUCUAAACAUGGGAAUGGAUUACUGGAGCGGUCAUGGGACAACAGUUCCUGGAGUUGUAGUAGAUGGUUCCCAAUCACAAACAUGGGUGCAGGACGAGAGAGAGCUUAAGCGACAGAGACGGAAGGAAUCAAAUAGGGAGUCUGCUCGUAGAUCUAGGCUGCGUAAACAGGCGGAAUGUGACGAGUUAGCGCAACGAGCAGAUGUGUUGAAUGGAGAAAACGCAAGUCUUAGAGAAGAAAUUAACAAGCUUAGAAGCCAACACGAAGAGCUUGUUGCUGAAAAUAGUGCUCUCAAGAAUCGAUUUUCGACAGUCCGGUCACUGGAAGGUGUAAACUUGGAUGGCAAGGAGCAAGAGCCGGAGACAAGCACACGUCAGGAUGUUGCAGAGACCACUCGUGGUUCCUACAACAACUCAGCCUGACUCGAGAACAUCAGCUAACAGUUUCAUGUAAUUUUAGGGACCAGAGUUUGUUUUCUUAGUGUUUUGCGUAUUGGUGCGUUUUAAUUAAGCAGAGGACAAAAUUGAGAGCGUCACCCAGAAGAGGAGAAAACAUAUCAUUUAUAAGAGAAACCUCUAAGCAACGUUAAUAUCCA
This is a messenger RNA of Brassica oleracea var. oleracea, 1562 nucleotides long. RefSeq names its product transcription factor HBP-1a. The record is from RefSeq and is a predicted model, not a curated record. Gene Ontology annotation, cellular component: nucleus. Bases 235 to 1389 code for a protein of 384 amino acids. Gene Ontology annotation, molecular function: DNA-binding transcription factor activity; sequence-specific DNA binding. NCBI's taxonomy places the organism in Eukaryota, Viridiplantae, Streptophyta, Magnoliopsida, Brassicales, Brassicaceae. The transcript is spliced from 13 exons. Gene Ontology annotation, biological process: regulation of DNA-templated transcription.